Molecule: messenger RNA, 7700 nt
Organism: Apus apus (common swift)
Lineage: Eukaryota; Metazoa; Chordata; Aves; Apodiformes; Apodidae
Gene: C2CD3
Product: C2 domain containing 3 centriole elongation regulator
Exons: 33
Coding region: 31-6960 (2309 amino acids)
Biological process (GO): centriole elongation; cilium assembly
Cellular component (GO): centriolar satellite; centriole
Source: RefSeq, a predicted model, not a curated record
UGCCGGGGCCGCGGCGCGGGCUGAGGCGGGAUGCGGCAGAGGAGGCCCCGGGCGCUGGGCCCGGGGUCCCGGCGGAGGGGAGGUGACACCCCCGCGGCCCCCAGCCUCCCGCCGCUCGUGGAAGGCCCGCUGCGCUGCUUCCUCCGCUGCACCGUCCCCCGGCUCCUGUGGACGGGCCCGAAAACGCCCACCGCCCUCGUUCGCCUGAGGUGGUGGGGGGAAACUUCCGACGGCACCGUCUUCCAGCCCGCCUCCCGGCCGGGCCAAGCGGCGGGCAGAACCACCGCCCGCUUCCCGGUGCGCUGCGGGCCGAGGCAGCUGGCUGCCUACCUGACAGAUAUGGGUGUGCUUAUCCUGGAGGUAAUGACCAAACUUGACCAUCUUCCACUUGGCAAAGUGCAAAUCACUGGCCUGGCCCAGCUCUCCCCCAGCCAUCCCAUCAGUGGGUUUUUCACCAUCAUUUCACCAACGUCUGAUAAACUGGGAGAGCUGCAGGUCUCACUGGUUCUGGAGCCUCUGCCAGAACUGUAUGACACCAGCAGCUCUGUACCAACCACAGAUGGAAGUUUGGAUAUCACUUCUGCCCAGGGAAGCAGGAAGCAGCCCAGGCAAACACGGGUGACAAUUGCUGAUCACAAGGCCAUCAGCCACAGCAGAGCCACCACUCCCAGUAGAGGAAAGGACCAUUUGCUUUUUCAAGAGGACUCUGAAAACAUAAAGGACACUUCUUCUUGUCAUGGUGGGACUUUACCAGAUGAACAUUUGGAAGUGAACCCUUCAAAGCAGCAGAUGCUGUUUCCCACCAGCACUGAUCCUGAAGCACCUGCUAGAACAAACGUGCGGGUCCUCUCUUUGCACAACCCGGCUACCAAAGACCUGCUCUCAGCUCUUCUGGAUCAGGGCAAUAAGCUCCGGGAUGCCAUGGUUGUUUCUGCAAUGAAGUCCAGCCCAGACAUGGAGAUUGAACUGACUGAAGUGCCUCCUUUUACCACCAGAGAUGAAUUCAAAGCACCAGCAAAGAGCCCGAAAGGCUUGAACUCAGAUUUUGUGCCUGCUCCUGAAGGUCCCCACCCCCUUGCAGCUGGAGUUUCAGGUCAGCUAAACUCUGAAGAGAGAGCAAUACAGUUGCUGUUGGGCAGUGCUGAUUUCUCUCCUGUGCACGUCUGGGAUCAGACAGGUUCCCUUUUGGAUUCUCUUUCUCUGGGGAGUGAGGUGUAUGACAGUGAACUGAAUGAUCCCCUUUAUGACCAGAGUCUGCUCGAGAGUCUUUUCUACACGGGCCCUAAAUCUGAUUCCAGUUUAAGUGAUGUCCUCAGUGAUGAUGAAGUUAUCUCCUCCAAAAAAGUAACCAAGACAGGAACUCUUAAGAAAGCAAAUCUACAGAAAGAUUCCAAUGCCUUUAAUCAGGCUCAGAAGGUGACAGAUAUUAAACCCAGCUGCUUACCUAUUAGAUCAUUUGCUCCACCAGAAGAUCACCCAGAAGCAACUCCUGUGACAUCCUUGGGUGCAGACAGGUUGGCAUUGCUGGGGCAAAUACAUUUGGCCAGAGUCAUCAUUGAAAGCUUGAAAAUCCCUCCUGAGAGCAUCCAGAUUACACCAAGAAAGAAAGGUUUGACAGGGAAGCCUCCAAAGCCUGCUCCAGUUAACAAGUGUACCUUCUUUGUUGAGUACCACUUUCCUGUGGGAGCCUCCAAGGAUGCAACAGGACAGAUCUCCAUAACAACAGAAGUAAUUCGAGUAGCUUCAAGUAAAAUCACAGACAAUGUGGUGACAUUUCAGCAGCGGUUCGUGUUCCCCGUCCGCUUCGCUGGGACGAUGAUAGAGCACUGGUGGAGCUCUGACCUGGCUUUUAAAAUCUUCAUGAGAAAAAGCACACAGAAAAAGCCCGUGGCCAUUGGCUCAGCAGCACUUCAGCUACUCAAGGUUAUUCAGUCUGAGCUGCUCUCUCUCAGCUGUGAAAUACCUGUGGAAAAGGAGGAAGGUCAGACACAAGUUGGACCACUCAAGGUGUCCCUGGAGCUCGCAGCCGACAACAAAGACUUCACCCCCACGGCUGCCCGGUCAGCACCGGCUGCGCAGCCAAUCCCACCUCAUGCCCUGAGGAGUCCCCGGCUGGAAUUCCAGGAGCCCAACAGGGAGCCCAACAGGAGGAGUGUAAACGCAGAGAGCCCUCGUUGCUUGACACUUCACCAGGAGGAGUCACAGAAGGCAGGAGCUGCCACCCUAAGCGUCGUUCACUCACCACAGGCUGCACCAGCCUCUGCAGCCCGGACUCUGGUGACACAAAAAACUGCAUCUGAAGAAGAUGGGUUGUUACUGCACGUGCUGCUGAUGGUGCCUGAGGGGAAGGAGUUUGUUGCUGGAGACUGUGGGCUCCACAGUUCCUGUAACGUGUAUCUAAACUGCAAGCUGCUCAGCACCGAGGAGGCCACGAGGUCUGCUGUCGUGUGGGGCACAACACAACCUGCCUUUAAUUUUUCUCAGGUGAUGCCUUUUUCAUUGACUUCCAAACACUUGGAGAGGCUGAAGAACAACAUCAUGAUUAUUGAAGCAUGGAACAAGAUGGGAAGCCCUGGCUGUGACAGACUGCUAGGAUUAGUGAAGCUUCCUCUGCAUCAGUUUUACAUCUCAUUCAAAGAUCCAAAGAUCUCCCACCUACUUCUUCAAGCCCAGUACCCAGUGGUGGCUGUGGACAGCUAUAUGCCUGUGAUAGAUGUUUUUACUGGCAGCAGAAGUGGAAGCCUGAGGGUCAUUCUUGCCAUGGGCUCAGCUGAUCAGAUAGUGGCGCUGCAGCGGCUCAGAAGCGAAGAGGGAAGGAUCCCUCCUGUCCCACCACGUCCUGCCCACUCUCUGGACCCUCCUCCUACACAGCCCACAAGGCAGUCAGAGCAAGAAGGGGAAGACCUGAUGGAGCAUGUGUUUGAGAUCCAUGUGGAGAGUGUGAAAGGCCUCACUCCCUUACAGUCCACUGUCUGGGGGGAGGCUGACUGCUACGUGCAGUACUAUUUCCCUGUUCAAGAGACAGGUUGUGGUGCCCUGCAAGGGACUGAAUUGCACGAGGGUGGCAUCGACUUAAGGCCGUUCCGCACAGCAACCGCUUUGUGCGUCCCUGAUCCCCUCUUCAGUGAUGAGCACCGUCAUUCCUUCUUGGUUCCUGCUGCUGUCCCAGUCCAGAGACUCCUGGUGGGUGCAUUUAUGGCACCAGGAGCAGCUGGAGGAGGAAUCCAGUUUGAAGUCUGGUGCAGGUAUUAUUACCCCAAUGUCAGGGACCAGAUGGUUGCUAAAGGGACCUUGCCUUUGUCCCACCUCUGUGCCAUGGUGACUCUGCAGCAUCGGGAAGAAACGGGGAUACAGACUUUUAACCUUCCAUUGGUUCCUAGAACUGAUUCCUCAGGGGAAUUCCACCUGCAGUCUUCAGGCUUGCUCAAUGUGAAUGUGAGAUACCAACGAUCCCUGAAAGCAGCAGCAGGAAUAGCUGCUCAAGCUGUUUCUCUUUCUGUACAAAUACACAGGGCAGCUGGUUUGCAGGCAGCAGCCAGAGCUGUGGCACAGAAGAACCCUUCACUCCAGUACUACACAGGUGUGGGAGUUAAUGCUUAUGUCUCUGUGCACCUCUCCUUCCUGUCUGAGGCAGAGAGACACUGCACACGAGCUGUGGCUCACACCUUCUGCCCAGAGUUUGAGCAUCGUGUCCUAUUUCCGUGUAACCUCAUCAUUCAGAAAAGCAGUGGAGAAGCCUCUUGUCUGGGGGAAGUCCUGCAGGCUGCCCAAAUCAUCUUCUCUAUCUACCAUCAGAGCACCAAGUCAGCCCCUGAGACAUUGGCAGCUCGGACAGCAAGAGAUUAUCUUCUUGGGACAGUCACAGUUCCAACCAGAGACCUGCUGAGAAGGAGAUCAGGCAUUUCAGGCUGGUACCCAGUUACCCUCUCUGAAGAUUUAAUCCCCUCCCACUGCACAAGCAUCAUGCAGACCAUCGUGGGUGGGCUGGAACUUUCUGUCACCUUUGCUCACCAGGAUGACAGGGAGCGUGUCUGGGAGGCUGCCAGGCUUUUGGGAUGGAGCAGUGAGGAGAGCCAUGAGGACAGCAUGGAUGAAGGCAACGGGUGGGAGCAGAGUGCCACUCCAGUCACUGUCACCAUCUCAACCCCACGAGUGUGGCUGCCAAUCCGUUCUGUGCUGCUGACAGGCCAGACACACCUGAACAAAAACACUUGUUGCUACCUCAGGUAUAAGCUGUUUAAUCAGGAAGCCACGUGGACUGAGCUCAGGAGACCAAAACUGAGCGAGGACACCAAGAACGUGACAGUGAACUUUAAGAAACCAAACAAAGUGACUCUCCAAAGGAGCCCAGGACUCCUUUGGUUCCUCCAAGAGGAGAAGUUAGAAAUCCAGGUGUGGUGGGCAUACAGCAAAGAAGAUCAUGUGGAAAGACCCCUUGAUACUGACAGACUGAUUGGAUCUGCCUACGUUGACCUCGCAGCAUUAGCAGGGGGGUCAAGGACAACACGGAGUGUUAGUGGGGUGUAUCCUCUGUUCAGAUGCAAUGCUGCAAACCUGGCAGGAGCUGCUCUGCAUGUUCACGUCGUCCUUUCUUCCACUUCUGCUGCUCUGCCCAGCAGACCUCCCUGUGCUGAGGAGAUCAGCAGCAGUGAAGAUGAAGACACAGAAAAAGCCCCUGGUCUGAACCAACAGGUCUCUGAAGAUCAGAGUCAGAAGCUGGAUCCUGUCAGUUCAGAAAUCACCAAUGGGAACCCACAAGAAGAAGACCUGAUGUUUCUGGAAAACACAGUUGCUGUCAAUAUCCUUGUGGAAAGAGCCAUGCAUCUAAGUUUAAAAGGGAGUCCUCUGACAGAACGUGAAGUAGCAGCACCCAGUAGCUGUGUCUCUUUUGCUGUUGCUGGUGCAGAUGCUCCAAUAACCACAUCAAUAAUAGAAAAUACAGACUCACCAGUCUGGGACUUCCAGCAAGAAGCAAGAUUAUCCAAAGAGCUUCUGCUGGAUCCACAGCAAACCUUGGUCUUCAAAGUGUGGCAUAAAGCAGACGCCGAACGAGUGAUAGGAUUUGCCUCAGUGGACCUUUCUCCUCUUCUUUCUGGCUUCCAGCUGGUGUGUGGGUGGUACAAUAUUACAGAUUUCAGUGGGCAGUGUCGAGGGCAGAUCAAAGUAGCAGUUUCCCCUCUUCAAAACAUCAAUCAUCUCAAGGAAGAACGACAGGCCAGGAUCCGCACCCAGCCAGCAGGUUCUUCAGUCAAGCCCAGCUUUCCAGCAUUCCCCAAUAAUGCCACAAGCUUUUCCAAGCAGAUGUCACAGGAAGGCACUUUUCCCACCCGAGAGCGGCCUGUGUCCAGCAGACUCAGUUCCCCUGGGACACACAGACCUCGGCACGAGGAGCACAUGCAGAACGUGCGGCGGUUCCACGAGUCCCUGCAGCAGGCCCAGGGGGACCCACUGUCACUGUCAUCACGUGCUUCUCUGCUCUCUGCUCUCAGGAAAAACUUGAGUGAGCUGGAUGAGCUUCAAAGAUACUUCAGUCAGAAGCUGACCAGGUCUUUUCCUGACUUCAGUUAUGGUAGCACCUCCAAACCAAGACCUGAGGAGCCAGAGAGUGAUCAUCAGGGCUUGAUGAGCAGAGAAGUGAAUCCCAAGAGAUGCUGCAUUUUGGAAAAAUCUGGUCAGUUGGUGUCUCAGGUCAGCAGCCUAAUCCAUGAAACUAAAAAUAGCAAAGAAUCUCCCAAUGUGCAUCAGGACAACAACAGGAAGGUGGGUGCUACACAGGGACCCAACCAGGAGGAUGAAGAAGCUAGAACAGAAGAAUCUCAAGGCCAACUGGAGUUGGACUCAUCCAGCAUCUGCAGUGAUACACAGCAGCCAUGUUCUUUUGGGAGAUCUGUGUUUGAGAGACACAUGUUGCAUGAGUUCCUAGACCAAGCUAUCCCUGGAGGAGAAGGUCCUUUGCCACCAGACUCCAUCCAGGAAGGUGAAGGUGCUUUUGCCAUCCAGCCCCACAGCGAAGAGGACUAUGAAGAAGACAUUAUAGAGCCACGAACUCUUAAUGAACUAACAACCCUGACAGACAAAACCAGCCCCUGGUCCAGUGUGGUGUCUGAAGCAGAGCAGGGUGCAGAUCAUCAGACUGCAGACAUCAGGUCUGAAGAUCAGUGCUUGGUGGAUAUAAGUUGUUUCCAAAGAGGAACUAGCAGACAGAGCAGCAUCCUGUCUGGCAUCCUACAAGGUGACAACUCAAGCAUGCUCACCACCCUUAGCUCUCUCCACGCAGAGGAGAGCAGUCCUUGGGCAGCACCAGAAGGCUUUCAGAGCUUGAGCAGUGGCACAGAAACAGCUGGGAAGGAGCAGUUUCAGCCUGCUCAUUUGCCAGAAGGGUCUCAAACAGCUGAUGGCCCUGCAGAAGGUGGAAGUUGUGAUUGGGAUAGAGCAGUGGACACUAAACCUGAUGAAGAGUUUCAUGCAGGCUCAAAAGAACUACUGGAAUCUCCUCCAGGUGUUGGUUCAACUGAUUUAAAAACCACAGAAAGAGAGAAGGGGGGAACCAGUGAGGCUGCAAAUGAGGAUCAUCAAGACAAGGAAGAAAGUGGCUCUGAUGAGGUCAGUGUUCAGAGUCUGUCAGCCCAAGCAGGCUCAGAAGGAUAUGGUGAAAACUUUUCUGAUGACAGUAGUGAAGACCCACUGGAAGAGUCAGAAAAGUCAGUCAAACCAAAAAUGCUUUUAUCUGGUCCUGUUGUUCCCAACUUCUUCCUUCCACCCCAGCAGAUGGAAGCCUCCAUGAGACUGCUCAGCAUUUCUUCUCAUCCUUCCACAGCACUGAAAAGCAGCAGCCGAGGGCAGCCAGGGCACAUCCCGCACCGGAGGCCGGCCCGGCCCAGGCCCAGGGCUGAUCUCUCAGAAGAAGAAGCCAGAAGGAUCUCCAGGAUCUUCUCUGCUCGGCUGUCCAAGAAGGAAUAACGUUGGUGAGAGGCCAUCUGUGGAAGCUGCUUCCUCAACCUGAUGCAUCAGCAGACUCUGGGUCCUCCAGGGAAGAGGAGGUUGACGCCGUAGGUUUCAGGCUCUGGUUUUUAAUUUGCCUAAUUAGUGUCUCGUUGGAGAGACAGAAAGCCUGGUGGUCAACCAAGGGGAGCUGAGAGACCAUGUGUCUUGCAAGGGCAGGUCCCCGAUGAGACUCAUGGCUUUGGGUAGCCAAUGAGCUGUUCCCUCAUCUGCAGAUACUCCAGGUGUGGGAUUGAUUGAUGUGAAAUGUCUCCAAUUAACCUCUUGGGUUUAUUUUGAGUAAACACAAAUAAUCCCCUUUGGAGACGGCUCCUUCAGCCACGUGCUGGGGAACGUCAGCAAUUUGCCCUCCCAUCAACGAGCAGAGAAAUGUCACCUCCCAGCAGGCAUGGAAGAUGAGCUCCUUCCCCAGUGGCCUUUCCAAAAUAGUUGGUGGGAAGGGUAACUUGUGGAUUCCAGAGGGAUCUUCGUGCCCAAGGUGCUUGUGGAAACGCAGGCCAAGGAUGCUGUAAAAUUCCGACCUGCGUACGGAGGGUUGUGCUUGGAAGAUGGAUUUUUUUUAAUAUUUAAAUUAUUUUUAUACAUGUUCGUGUCGGGUACCUCGGGAUAAGGGGCUUUGAUAUGAACUGAUUGAAUUUUGUGCUGCUCCUCCCCAGUGUUUGGGUUUCAAUAAAAUCCCCCUGGUUUCUUGGCCGGUG